AUGACACCGGGCGAGCAGAGGCGACCGUUGGCCCCUGCAGCAACACUGGUUUCAAGAGAAUUGGUUUGGUUUCAAAGAAUAAACAACUACAAUAGUGAUUUUGGGAUCGUCCAGGCGGAGACGCGCGUAUAUAACCGUGUCCGUGUGGAUCAUGCGUGCGCUCCCGUGAGACGCGGCAGGACGCACGGGGGAGUUGAUACUGGAGGAGAAGCGCGCACCUCAGCUGGAGCCAUGGGAGGUCACAUCACCAGGAAUUCCUUGUACGAUUCCAUGAGUGGUCCGUUUCCCUCCACGACGCACAGAUGUCAUCAUAAACCAAAGCGCUGGCCGGCCCUCCCCCAGUGCGGCCUGUCCUCGUUCCCCCUGCAGUUCCACCCCAGCACCAAAGGCUCCCAGAUCCUCAUGGACCUGUCCCAUAGGACGGUAAAGAGACAGAGCAGCUUCUGCAACGCCAUCACCUUCAGCAACCGGCCCAUCGCGGUCUACGAGCAGGUCCGCCUCAAGAUCACCAAGAAGCAGUGCUGCUGGAGCGGUGCGCUGCGACUGGGCUUCACUUCAAAGGACCCGUCUCGGAUCCGGCCGGACAGUCUGCCCAAGUACGCCUGUCCCGACCUGGUGUCUCAGAGCGGCUUCUGGGCCAAGGCUCUGCCCGAGGAGCUGUCCGACGAAGGCACCGUGCUGUCCUUCUGGGUGGACAAGAAGGGCCGGGUCUUCUACCGAGUCAACCAGUCGCCCGCCAUGCUGUUCUUCAGCGGCGUGCACAUGGCCGAGCCGCUGUGGGCGCUCAUCGACGUCUACGGCCUCACCAGGGGGGUCCAGCUGCUCGCAGCACAUCAAGAUGGCGUCGUUCAUCUAGCGCUUGACCGGCCGCCACAACAUGCUGUCCAGUUUGGUUAA
Messenger RNA from Knipowitschia caucasica, 897 nucleotides. Lineage: Eukaryota; Metazoa; Chordata; Actinopteri; Gobiiformes; Gobiidae. The record is from the annotation of a GenBank genome assembly.